Synchiropus splendidus (mandarinfish) is the source of this 1483-nucleotide messenger RNA. Its product is annotated as aldo-keto reductase family 1 member D1-like. Gene Ontology annotation, molecular function: Delta4-3-oxosteroid 5beta-reductase activity; aldose reductase (NADPH) activity. Gene Ontology annotation, cellular component: cytosol. Lineage: Eukaryota; Metazoa; Chordata; Actinopteri; Syngnathiformes; Callionymidae. The transcript is spliced from 9 exons. The record is from RefSeq and is a predicted model, not a curated record. Gene Ontology annotation, biological process: bile acid biosynthetic process. Bases 56 to 1036 code for a protein of 326 amino acids.
UCCAGGAAUAAAUCAUCGAUUGGUGCGGAGAGCGGUCGCCUGUCGAGCUGGUGUCAUGGAGCUGAGCGCCAGGAGCCACAGCGUCCCUCUCCGGGACGGAAACAGGAUCCCCCUGCUGGGACUGGGCACCUACGGAGACCCUCGGACGACCAAGAGAGGGACGGCGUACGAGUGCGUCAAGCUGGCCAUCGAGGUGGGAUACCGGCACUUUGACGGCGCGCUGGUUUACUUCAACGAACACGAGGUGGGCAAAGCCAUCAGAGAGAAGAUCGCAGACGGGACGGUGAGGAGAGAGGACAUCUUCUACUGUGGGAAGCUGUGGAACACCUUCCACCCCCCAGAGCUGGUGCGUCCGACCUUGGAACGAACCCUGAAGGCCUUGAAACUGGACUAUGUGGACCUGUACAUCAUCGAGCUUCCGAUGGCGUUCAAGCCUGGGAAGGAAUUCUAUCCGAAAGACAAGGACGGAAAAUACAUCUACCACGAGACAGAUCUGCGCGCAACUUGGGAGGCGUUAGAAGCGUGCGUGGACGCAGGUCUGGUCAAAUCUUUGGGGGUUUCCAACUUCAACCGCAGACAGCUGGAACUGCUGCUCAACAAACCCGGACUCAAAUACAAGCCCGUGUCCAACCAGGUUGAAUGCCAUCCUUACUUCACACAGCCCAAACUGCUGGAGUUCUGCCGUCAGAAUGAGAUCGUCAUCGUGGGCUACUGUCCUCUCGGCUCCUCCAGAGAUGCUUCCUGGGUGAACCUGAAGAGUCCGCCCAUGCUGGAGGACGAGCUGCUGGUGUCCAUCGGUAAGAAGUACAACAAGAGCAGCGCACAGGUGGCGCUGCGCUUCAACGUCCAGAGAGGAGUCGUGGUGAUUCCCAAGAGCUUCAACCCCGACCGGAUCCGUCACAACUUCCAGAUAUUUGACUUUUCACUGACGGACGAUGAGAUGGAGGCGAUCGAAGCAUUGAACAAGAAUGUUCGGUUCGUGGAGCUGCUGAUGUGGAGCGAUCACCCAGAAUACCCCUUUCAUGACGAAUAUUAGUCCGGCGGCUCCCGACUUUCAACACAGGAGGUCACUGUUUCAGCACGGGCCACACCAUGGUUGACCAUUGAAGUGCCACUAUUUCUUCAAACUCCCUUUAUUUAUACUUUUCCCGGAUCAAAUUGAAACCAAUGAAGUUCAGAACUGAAUGUGCUUUCCAUCGAGACAUUGUUGCCACGACUACAAACUUACACGGUUGAGGAUUCUCGACUCACUCAGGGAUUGAAAUAAAAGUAUUCUGAAUUUGUGAAUUGACACAUAUCAACCAUAAAUAAACAAAGACUGAUGUUUUGGUGACCUUUCUAGCUAAGAUAUACUCAGGUUUAACUGCAUGCAGUUUGUUUUCAUGAAGACAUGUUCCUCAACCUUGUUUGUAUCAAACAUUACACCAGUUCUACACCAGGUGCUGCACACUGUGUAAUGUGACGUCACAACAACCAACUGUCC